This is a messenger RNA of Phyllostomus hastatus (greater spear-nosed bat), 4006 nucleotides long. RefSeq names its product SFI1 centrin binding protein (gene SFI1). Gene Ontology annotation, molecular function: phosphatase binding. NCBI's taxonomy places the organism in Eukaryota, Metazoa, Chordata, Mammalia, Chiroptera, Phyllostomidae. The record is from RefSeq and is a predicted model, not a curated record.
UUGAUUCAUGAAGAAUCUGCUCAAUAAGUGUAUAUUAAGCCACUGGUUGAAUUUCCAUCAAAAAGAGAUUAAGCGUAGAAUGGAGAGGAAGGUUGACUCCAGGUCUUUUAGAGAUGGUACAGUUAAGAAACUCUAUUCUCCAAAGAUACUGUCCAACAAGAAGUCUUCUGCCUUCUCUGGGAUCCGGAGUGAGAUGCCUCGUUCCCGUCAUCCGGUGCAGCCUCACGCUCGGACCCAGAGGGGUCGGUUAAGAGAAUUGCGCAUCAGAUGUGUGACCAGGAAGUUUUUGUAUUUGUGGAUUCGAAAAACUUUUGGAAGAGUAUUUCCCUCUAAAGCCAGGUUCCACUACAGGCAAAGAAUACUCCGGAAGGCCUUCGAGGAGUGGAAAGAAGAGUGGUGGGUGUGCCAUCGAGAGUGGAAACUCUGUGUUCGAGCCGACUGUCACUACAGGUAUUACUUGUAUGGUCUGGCGUUCCAGACCUGGAAGGCCUACGUGCGUCAGCGGCAGGCUGUGAAGAACAAGUACGUGAGAGCCGAAGAUUAUGAUGCAAAGCAAAAGAUGCGGCAGGCCUGGAAGUCCUGGUUGAUCUACGUUGUUUUUCGGAGGACCAAGUGUCAGAUGCAGACCGCUGCCCUGGAGUUUAGGCAGCGGAGUAUUUUGUGGGCGUGUUGGAGCGAGUGGAGGCGGCGACUGGAGCAGCUCCGUGCGGGGCGUGCUCUUUAUGCCUCCGCCGUGAAGCACCGGGCCCAGAGCCUCCAGCUGCAGGCUUGGUUGCGGUGGCGGGAACAGCUCCUGCACGUCCAGGGGGAGAGACAGAAGGUGGCCUCCGCAGUGAGGCACCAUCAGCACUGGCAAAAGCUGAGAUCCCUGAAGGCCUGGCUUGAAUUCCUGCAGGCCCGGAGGGUAAAGAGACGGCGGAAGGAGCUGGCCGAGCGAUUCCACCACGUCACUGUUCUCCAGACACACUUCUGCGACUGGCAGUGGGCCUGGCAGCGGAGGGAGAGUUUGCAUGCUCACCGCGCACGGGUGGAAGCCCUGGCCAGAAGGAUGGUGCUGCGUCGGGCCUUCACGCACUGGAAACACUACGUGCUGCUGUGUGCAGAAGCAGCCGCCCAGUGGAAGAUGGCGGAGGAGCACUGCAGGCGCCGCUUGCUGCACCUUUGCUUCAGAGCCCUGAAAGACAACGUGACCCGGGCCCACCUGCAACGAAUCAGAAGGAAUCUCGCUCACCAGCAGCAUGGUGCCAUGCUGCUGCGCAGGUUCUGGAACCUCUGGCAGUCUCGGAUUGAGCAGAGGGAGGAAAGAAAGCAGCUGCCCUUCCUGCGUGCCGCCUGGGACCACUACAGAGUAACAUUGCUGCGCAAGUGUACCAGGCAGUGGUUGCAACAUACCCAGAAGAGGCGAUACAAGCAGCUGUUACAGGCCCGAGCGGACAGUCACUUCCAGCAGAGAGCCCUGCCCGCAGCCUUCCAGGCGUGGAGGAGACUCUGGCGGUGGCGCGAGCAAGAGAGUGUCCUCAACGCGAGAGCAGCGCGCUUCCACAGGGAGACACUAGAGAAGCAAGUAUUUGCUAUUUGGUGGCAGAAGAUGUUUCGGCAUCAGGAAAACCGCCUGGCAGAGAGAAUAGCCAUCCUUCACGCCGAGCGGCAGCUUCUGCGGAGGUCCUGGUACACGUGGCGGCAGCAGGCGGCAGCAUAUAGCCAGGAGCGGCAGCGGCAAGCGGUGGCCUGGGCCCACCACCGCGGGGGGAGGCUCCGGAAGGCCUUCGCCACGUGGAGGGAGCGAGCCCGAGGGCUCAGAUCAGAGAAGACGGGCGUGGUGCUGGCUGCAGAGUUCCACUCGGCACGGCUCCUGCGUUGGGCCUGGAACAGGUGGACAGAGUGCCUGGCCCUGCGGGGCGCCGAGCGGCAGAAGCUGAUGCGAGCAGACCUGCAUCACCAGCACACCUUGCAACUCAGGGCGCUGCAGACUUGGGGGACUUACCAGAGCCGGGUGCAGAGCGUCCUACAGGAGGUGGCGGCCAGGGAGAGCCAGCACAAGAGGCAGCUGCUGCGGGAUGUGUUCCAUCGCUGGAGAGAGAACACCGUAGCCCGCGUGGAUGAAGCUAAGAAAACCUCUCGAGCGAGAGCUCACUACAGAAGGGCCCUGUGUUUCAAGGUCCUGGCCCAGUGGCGGGAGGCCGCGUCAGUGCAGAUAUACUACCGACAGCAGGAGCACUGCGCCCUCCGGGAGGCGCGGAAGGUGCUGGAUGGGGGCCGUCUCAGGACCUGGUUUCGGCGCUGGCGGGAUUGUGGCCGGAGGGCAGCCCAGCAGCGAGCCCAGCUGGAGAGAGCGGUGCAGCAUUACCGUCGGCAGCUGCUGCUGCAGGGCCUGGCCCGCUGGAAGUUGCAUCACCUGGGCUGUGUCAGGAAGAAGCUCCUGCAGAGGCGGGGCGCCCAACUCCUGGCCCACACACUCAGCCGGUCCUGCUUCUGCCAGUGGAGACAGCAGCUGGCGAACAGGAGGCAGGAGCAGCAGAGCACGGCACGAGCCCUUUGGUUCUGGGCCCUCUCACUGCAGGCAAAGGUGUGGGCUGCGUGGCGGGGUUUUGUGCUGGAGAGGAGGAGGAAGAAGGCGAGACUGGAGCGGGCCAUGCAGGCCUACCACCAGCAGCUCCUUCAGGAGGGCGUCACUUGCCUCCUGCGGUUCACAGCCGGCGUGAAGACGCUCCGGCAGCAGCUGCAUGCGCAGCAGCAGGUGCAGGCGGCCCACAGCCUCCACCGGGCAGUCCACCGCUGUGCCAUGCUGUGGAAACAGAAGGUGCUGGGCCCAGGCAGGGCGCCUCAGCCCCCCUCAUCCACUGUGUCCAGCAGAAGGGUGACAUUCAAGGGUCCCCUUCCCAACCACAUCGCUGCUGGUGCUGGGGAUGCCGCCCUGGAGACCAAGAGGCCACGAGCUCCUCAUGAGCUGCAGAGAGCUCCGGGUGGCCUGGCCCUAGAUGCCGGGGAGCCGCACCUCCCGGAGCUCAAUGCUGUCCGCUUGGCAAGGAAGCAGCCACGACGCCCAAACUUCUUGCUGGACCCCUUGCAGAGCCAGAGGCCCCUGGCGUACAGCACCCUUGAGGGGCAGGGGCCUGAGGCGCCGAGGGAGCAAGGCCUAGGCAUGGCCCAGCCAGUGGCCCCUUCCCUGACGAGGCCCUUGCCGGAAAAGGCCCAGACAGUACUGGUCCCAAGCAGCGCCCUGCCUCAGCCUGGAGCCCUGCCAAGUGGUCCUGGCCUGAAGCUGUCCCCCACGGUGAAUACAGGCCCAGAGCUGCUGCCCCCGUCCUCCUUCAUGCCACGUGGGGUGGAUGCACCUGCGAGAGCUUCAGCGUGGCUGACCCCCUCUGGCCGUGUGCCCCUGGCUCCUGUAGGGCCAGCCAGUGUCCCCGACCCCCGUCUGCUCCUUCCUGGGGACCUCACAGGCACCCGGCCUGGGCUGGGCUCCGAAACUGCAGGUGUGUGCCUGAGGUCUGUCAGCACAGCAAGCACCUGGGCCACCCCCAGCACCUGGACUCCCUCCAUUCAGCCUGGGCCCAGCCAGGAGAGUGGGCAAGACCAAGCUUGUUCUCCUGUUGCCACGGGCCACGCCAGCCUGGAGGCCGAACUUGAGGACAUUCAGCGGCAAUUGCAGGACUACCAGAGCAUGAAGCAGAACCUCAGGUCCUACCAGCGGCAAGCGAGCAGCCUGCGCCGGUGGCUGGAGCUGAGCCGGGAGGAGCCCAGGCCUGACGACCAGGAAGCAGAGCAGCAGGUGCAGGAAGAACUGGAGGAGGUGGAACUGCAGAUCCUACAGCUGGCCGCAGAGCUCCAGGCUCAGCGACAGCCCAUUGACGCCUGCAUCGCCCGAGUGCAGGUGCUGUGGCGGGCUCUGUGCUAGAGCCGCAGCCCCCGGGAGGACUCAGCCCACCUCCAGGAACAGAAUGCAAAGCUGAACUGAGUUUCAUUUUUUAUUUCAAAAUGUUGCAAUUAAAUGAAUUACUGUUCA